Drosophila obscura is the source of this 1215-nucleotide messenger RNA. It is a transcript of the gene Nup44A, whose product is annotated as nucleoporin seh1. The record is from RefSeq and is a predicted model, not a curated record. Bases 56 to 1120 code for a protein of 354 amino acids. Gene Ontology annotation, molecular function: protein binding; structural molecule activity. The transcript has 4 exons. Gene Ontology annotation, cellular component: Seh1-associated complex; nuclear pore outer ring. NCBI's taxonomy places the organism in Eukaryota, Metazoa, Arthropoda, Insecta, Diptera, Drosophilidae. Gene Ontology annotation, biological process: cellular response to amino acid starvation; positive regulation of TORC1 signaling.
UGUAUUUUAUAAACAUUUGGCGACGCCUCUUACAAACAAAUCCAACGAAAGAAAUAUGUUCGAUGUGGAGCCCAUUAUUGCCGACCACAAGGAUGUCAUUCACGACGUGGUGUUCGACUAUUACGGCCGCCGCAUGGCCACCUGCUCCAGCGAUCAGACAGUAAAGAUCUGGGACGAGGAUGCGCAGGGCAAGUGGAGUGUGACGAGCAGCUGGAAGGCGCACUCGGGCUCCAUAUGGCGCGUGUCGUGGGCCCAUCCGGAGUUCGGGCAGGUCGUGGCCACCUGCUCCUUCGACCGCACGGCCUCCGUGUGGGAAGAGGUGAUCGGCGAGAAAGUCUCCACCACGAACACGCCGACUCGGCGAUGGGUGCGCCGCACGACGCUCGUCGAUUCGCGGACCAGCGUCACGGAUGUGGAAUUUGCCCCAAAAUAUCUGGGCCUACUGCUGGCCACCGCGUCGGCGGAUGGCAUCAUACGCAUCUACGAAGCUCCCGAUAUCAUGAACCUCUCCCAGUGGCCGGUGCAGCAUGAGAUAGCCAACAAGCUGCCGCUGAGCUGUCUGUCCUGGAACACGUCCACCUACAUGGUCACCCAACUGCUGGCGGCUGGCAGCGACGACUCCGCCACGCCCACGGGUAAGGUGUUCCUCUUUGCCUACAGCGACAAUGCCCGCAAAUGUGUGAAGAUUGACACUGUAAACGACAUCACGGAUCCCGUCACGGAUGUGGCCUUUGCCCCGAAUGCCGGACGGACCUUCCACAUGCUGGCCGUGGCCAGCAAGGAUCUUUAUAUUGUGAAUCUUCGCGGCGUCACAGAUUCCACGGGCACCACCAAGUUGGACAUCCAGACGGUAAAGUUUAGCGACCACAACUGCCCCGUGUGGCGUGUCUGCUGGAACAUGCUGGCCACCAUGCUGAUCUCCACCGGUGACGACGGCUGUGUGCGGCUCUGGCGCAUGAACUACAACAAGCAGUGGAGGUGUGCCGCUGUCCUGAAGGCCGAGGGCGGUGGACCCACUUACGAGCCGGCUCCGCCAACCCCCACGCUGGCCGCCACCGCCUCGGCCACGGCCAAGUUCUACAAGAAGGGCACCAUUGGCAACCAGGUGCCGUGGCACUGAUGGACCUACCCGCACAGGCCCACUAAUGUUUAGUAGCGAUGAAUGUUGUAGUAGAUUGCUUAAGUUCCGAAUUAAAUAAAAUAUCUGAGAGUGGA